AGGAUAAAAAAGAGUAGGUUAAGGCAAGAGAGAAGAAAAGUCUCUUUUCUUGUUCAGUUUUCUUAUACUUUCUGUUGUCUUCUGGGGGAUUGGGUUCUUAGAAAGGGAAAACCCAGUUCUCUUACACUUUCUGUUGUUUAUCUUUGUAGAUUCUUGUAUCUUGUCUAGGUUUCUUUGUUUUCUCUGUUUUUUAAAGAGAUGGGGAUGGUGUAUUAUCAGUUGUCAAAGUCUUCUUAUCAGGAUUUUCUGAAAAUACUAAAGGCUGACAUACAGCAUGCAAAUGCUUUGGCUGCUGCAAUUCCAAGGGCCAAGAGUGGUGCUCACCUUCAAAUGAAAUUGGUGUAUAAUCAUUUGGCUCCCCUCUUUCUAUUUUUGUUACAGUGGAUGGAUAGUUCCUGCAUAUGUUUACUCCCUAGAUUUCUAAACCUCUUUCACAUUCUUGUAUACAAGGUCUAUACAGAUGGGAGAUCAAAUAUAUCUAGACGUGGAAGGAAGGCAACAAUUAGAGAGUUUUACGGUGUUAUAUUACCAUCUCUUCAAAGGCUCCAGGGUAACUUGGGGGAGUUGGAUGAUGAUAAGGAGGCUGGUGGGAGUUCUGCCAAGAAAAGAGUCGACUUAGAUAAUAGACAUGGGAAUAUUGAUUUUGAGAGGGAAGAUGAGUGUGGGAUUUGCUUGGAGCCUUGCACGAAAAUGGUCUUGCCUAAUUGUUGUCAUGCAAUGUGCAUCAAAUGCUAUCGCAAUUGGAACACAAAAUCUGAGUCCUGUCCGUUCUGUCGGGGUAGUUUGAAAAGGGUCAAUUCUGAAGAUUUAUGGGUGCUUACUUGCAACGAUGAUGUGGUUGACAAUAAAACUGUCUCACAGGAGGACUUGUUGCGUUUUUACCUCUACAUCAACAGCCUUCCAAAAGAUUUCCCAGAUGCACUUUUCUUGGUAUACUACGAGUACUUAAUUUGAUUUGAAGUCAUUGAGAAAUAUGGUGUACAGAUAGAAAAACACGGACCAUCAAAUGUAAAUAGAAUCUGGUAAGGAAAUUCUCUCCGCUUCUUACUAGAAAGACUCAGUCCCAUUUUUAUGCUUUUCAGAUAUUAAUGAACAUCAGUGUAAGAAAUCCCCAAUUAUUAAUGGAAGUUGUAAUUUCUGAAA
Gossypium raimondii (Peruvian cotton) is the source of this 1143-nucleotide messenger RNA. RefSeq names its product E3 ubiquitin-protein ligase AIRP2. The transcript has 5 exons. Gene Ontology annotation, molecular function: ubiquitin protein ligase activity. Bases 199 to 954 code for a protein of 251 amino acids. The record is from RefSeq and is a predicted model, not a curated record. Gene Ontology annotation, biological process: protein ubiquitination. NCBI's taxonomy places the organism in Eukaryota, Viridiplantae, Streptophyta, Magnoliopsida, Malvales, Malvaceae.